Molecule: messenger RNA, 5061 nt
Organism: Cadophora gregata
Lineage: Eukaryota; Fungi; Ascomycota; Leotiomycetes; Helotiales; Ploettnerulaceae
Exons: 4
Coding region: 1364-4552 (1062 amino acids)
Biological process (GO): nuclear division
Cellular component (GO): cytoplasm; nucleus
Molecular function (GO): mRNA binding
Source: RefSeq, a predicted model, not a curated record
AGGUGACAUUGAAUGGAUGAGAGCAAAAUCAAAUAUUUAUCUGCGCCCUCCCCCUUUCACGUCUCUUCCUCGGUGUCACUUUCACCCACUCUCACUGCCUCAGGAUCCAGACCGGCGUGGUGGAGCAUUCGCUUAUUUCCACUCCACUUCGAGUAUCGGAGAGCUUCCACCACUUGCAGUCUGUCCAGAAGCUGCUCGAUCUCUCUCCUGUCACCACCACCUCUCCCUUCAGACAAAUCCCAACGGCGUCUUGCAUGAGCCCUGCAUCUUCCCCGCACAUUCAAUUGUUCACACAGAAUCUGCCUUUCCGUCGCCCUUAAUGCAACUCUCCAGAAACUAGAACAAGUCUAGUUCGGAUUUCGACUUCGUGGCCUCUAAACGUCACUCUUGUUAACGGGAUAGUUGGGUUUCGCAAUUCACCAGUUCAUCCUUCGUUAUCUUGGUUUUCUUAUUUGCCGGAUAAGCCUUGAGACCGAACUAUACAUUGCCUUCCACUUGCAUUAAACAACUCGAACGCCCAAUAUGUCUGCUGAGAACAGUAUCAAUGGCAGCGGGCAGCUUUCUGCUGCACAAAGACUUCAACUGAAGCAUAUUGCGCAGAAGGCCAGCGUUGAUGAAGUCGUCGACGAAUCCGACUUGAAGCACCCCCCCGCGCCUCUGUCGGAAACACACGUCCUCGAAGAUCUAGACGAGCCAGCACCCGCAAGCGAAUGGCCUGCUACGAUGUCUGCCAAGGCAGCAGGAAAGCGCAAAGCGGAUGCGCCUUCAGGAAAGGAGAAUACGCCAGUGUUGGACCCACAUUCUACUACAGCUUUCCCUGGCUUAGGAGGUGCUCCAAAGCCUGCACAAGCACCAGUCCUCGCUGGAAGAUGGGGUGGGAAGCCUGCUAAUGGAACCAGUAAUGGAAGCCCAACCAAUGGCUCUGCGACGCCAACAUCCGGUGCGAACACCCCUAGAGGCUCGUCACAAACACCGGCAGUUCAGAUCCAGGCUCCGCGACUUGUUUUGCAAAAGAACGAAGUUCUACCUCGCAACCAGCUCAAGAAGCCAAUGCCAGAUAUUAUCAAGGAUAUCAACAAGAAGUUGAGAACAAAUUUGACAAUGCGGACGGGAGAGAAUGGCAUCUUGGAGUUCAGAGAGACAAGUAAUCAAAAGGAGGCACUCAAGCAACAGGCAAUCAGAGAUUUGGGCGCUCAAAUUGGUGCUAAGGUCAGUCACAGGUAAUUCUCCGCUCAGGGACAAUAUUGACAGUCCGUAGUCGUCCUCCAAAGUUUCCAUCCCAAAGUCAGCUAGAGCCCAUAUCAUCGGAAAGCAGGGAUCGACAAUCAAGGGUCUACAAGAGACAACCGGAGCUCGUAUUCAAAUGCCCAAGAUGGAAGACAUGCCACAAGGAGGCGAUGAAGAUGAUGACAUGAUUGAUAUCGUUGUUGAGGGGAACCCAAUUGCUAUUCAAUUGGCAAGGAAAGAGAUUGCUAAGAUUGCAAACGAGAGAACUCCUGCGAUCAACACAAGACUGCGGACCAUCCCAGCCGAGUUUUACCCCUUCCUUGCUGGGCCAGCAAGCUCGCUUGAGGAGUCGCAUGGUGUUCAAGUUCGAGUACCCCCACAUCACACUUGGACCUCUCAACCACCUCCCCGGAAAGCUGGUCCUGGCCAGGCCGAGUUUCUUCCAGCUUUCGGCGACAACCACAUCACACUCGGAGGUGAUCGCGCUGCGGUUCAAGCUGCACGUUCGGAGAUUGAGAGGUUAACCCAGGAGCUGAGACAGAGACUGGCUGUUGAGCAAUAUGCUGGUAUUGAUCGGGGCCAACAUCAAUAUGUCAUCGGUCAACAAGGCAAAACUCCAGAGGAAUUCUUUGGCGAGACUCAAUGUGCUAUCAUCCUGCCAACCGAUGAUGGUGAAGAUAUAAUCACCUUCAUUGGUCCAGCUGACAAGCUCAAGGCUGCAAAGGAAUAUGCCACUGACUUGGCAUCAAGUAUCAAUUCUUCUUCGUUGGACGUCUCGAGACAAUUUCGAAAUGCCCCCGGAGGUGCUCGUGUGCAUGCUCGCAAUGUCACUCAAUACCUUCGUGAUCGCAAGGAAAUCGAGAGACUUGAGUCACUCCACAAGGCCAGUAUCGUCACUCCAAUCUUAGACGAUGGUGCCGGUGCUUGGGAACUUUACUUCAGAGACAGUGCUAGCGGUAUCCGUGCCAAGGACGAGAUCAACCAGAUCCUCGGAGCUCAUCCACCUUCCCGUAUGGCCACUGUACCGAUCGACCCAUUCUUCCACCGCCAUAUUCAGAGAGACAUUACUCCCCGUGUCAAGAAGGAGUACGGUGUUCAUGUCGUUAUUCCAGAUGCUUCUGAGCAAGGUGCUCCAGUUCUCCUCGUUUUCGAGGGUGACUCUGGUCUGAGCGCAGAUUAUCAAGUUCCCCGAGAUACCCCCACUACCGAGGAAAUCAAGGCAUUCAAGCAAGGUCUGGAGGAUGCUCGGAAAUAUAUUUUGGAUAUCAUCAGCAAGCAAGCCGCUAUUAUCUCAACAUCGAUUGAUGUACCAAAGAUCUUCCACGAUAAGUUGCGCAGAUUCAUCCAAAAGGAGCAGCAAGAUCGCGAAGCAGAUCAAAUCCCUGUGCGAGUCACUAAUGCAGGUACUAUCGUGACCCUCAAGGGUCCAGCCCCUGCCGUUGAGGCGUUGGCUGAGAAGGUCAAUGCGUUUGUUGCCACAGCCAUUGAGGAUGAGAAAGAGCGUGGCUUCACCACUACUUUCGACUUCCCACAAAAGCAUGCCAAUCAACUCAUCGGAAAGGGCGGUGCCAAUAUUCGGGACUUGCGCGACAAGUUCGAUGUCGAAAUCAAUGUCAACGAUGGAGUUGUUGAGCUUAAGGGCCCACAAGCCAAGGCCGCAGCUGCUAAGGCACACAUCACAGCACUCGGUCGACAAUGGGCCGAUGAGGCAACAUAUAUCCUCAAGAUCGAUCCUAAGUUCCAUCGUGAGCUGAUUGGUGCUGGCGGUGCACAGAUCAACAAGCUUCAGACACGGUACAAGGUCCAAAUACAUUUCCCAAGAUCUGCCAAGCCUGUGAAGGAUGAUCAAUCAAACGCCGAUGCUGCGAGCGAUGCUGGCCGAAAGCCUACUAGACGCGAGCAAGAGCCUGACGAGGUUACCGUGAAGGGGCCUAAGAAGGGAGCUGAUGAAGCCAGAGAUGAGCUCUUGAACCUCUACCAAUAUCUCAGGGAUAACUCACAUACCGCCGCCAUCUCUGUCCAAGCUGGUCAGAUUCCGUCUUUGAUCGGUCAGCGUGGAAGUGGUAUGGACGAGAUCAGACAGACCACUGGCGCCAGAAUUGAGAUUCCAAAUGCCAGAGAUAUCAAGGACCCAAGCACACGUGUCGAGAUUGUGAUCAAGGGCACAUCAUCUCAAGUGGCACAAGCACGAAAGUUGAUCGACGCCAAGAGAGACGUUUUUGACACGACUGUCACAAAGACUUUAGAGGUGGAGAAGAAACACCAUAGAGCUCUCAUCGGCGCUGGAGGAUCUGCUCUUCGUGACAUUGUCGUCAGUGCUGGAGGAUCUGACGACCGUCGGGAGCUUGCAAGAACGGUCCAGUUCCCCAAGGCUGAGUCUGAUGGAAAUGUCAUCAAGGUUGAGGGCAAGGCAGACGUUGUAGACAAGAUCAUUGCGGCCAUGCAAAAGAUCGUUUCCGAGCGUGAAAACCAGACCACCGAGUCUUUCGAUGUACCAACUGAGAAGCAUCGCUCGCUCAUUGGCCGUGGAGGAGAGACGAAGAAGGAUCUCGAGUCGAAGUUCAAGGUAUCGAUCGAUAUCCCAAGACAGGGAAGCGAGCAAAGCGCGAUCAAGGUCACUGGCCUACCAUCAGAUGUCGAGGCAGCCAAGAAUCAUAUCUUGAACAUAGUGAAGGAUCAAGAGGGUGAGACUGUCCAGGUCCCAAGAAAGGUCCACCACACCAUUGCGGACAAUGGACAAUUCUUCAGAAGACUUCGUAACGAUCACAAAGUUACUGUCGACCACGCAGGCCACAAGAUCCCACCAAAGCCAGAGGCACCAACCAACAUUCGUGGCAGUGGAACAAACCUCCCCCUCCAAACAGAUGAGCCUUCCGAGGAUGCCCACAUCUGGAACAUCAUCAACAAUUCUGGAUCUACUAUUGAUGGUGAGAUUCCAUGGAUCCUUCGCGGCCCUUCUGAGAACGUCACCAAGGCAAAAGCAACUCUCGCCGCAGCCAUUGAAUCCGCUUUGAAGAACACCACCGCCGGCUACCUUAUCCUCCCCGAUCCUAGCACCUAUCGCUUCGUCAUCGGUCAAGGUGGAAGCAAAGUCAACCAGAUCCGCAAAGCCACUGGCUGCAAGAUCACCGUUCCUCGUGAUCAAGCUGGCGGCGAAGCCAUUGAGAUUCUAGGUAGCGCAGAGGGCGUCGAGAAGGCCAAGGACCUCGUCCUCAAGGCUGUCCAAGAAGGCCUCAGCAACAACUCAGGUGGCGGUCGAUCUAACGGCAAUGGCAAUGGCAGUAGCCAAGGCUAUGCCGCGAACGGAAACGACAACUGGGAUUAGUUUCAUCCAAUUUUUGAACCAGGUGGGCAUAUGAUGACGGAAGUAGAUAUCGGACAAUUGGAUGGAUUGAUGGAUGGACCUGCAAAAAAGUGUCUCACAAGACCGUCUUCUCUUUUGGUGCUGCGUUCAUUCAUAUGCGGUCGUACGAUUAAGCGUGGAAUUUCUUCGUCUUUUCUUCGUUGCAUAUUUGCGUUGCGAUGCGAUUGCGUGGGUUUGUAUUAAAAUAAAAAGAACUUUGCUUUUGCUUUGAUUUGCUCUUUGUUUCAUGCGCAGGGAGGUGAAUUCAUAGGAACAUGCAGGCGGUGAUGGAUAGUGGAAAGUGCGUGGAAGUUGUGGUUGGUGGGUAGUUAGUUCAUCAGAAGACAAGAAAAAUGACUUGUAGCCUUGGGUACCUAUCUUCCACCUCUUUUCGUUUAAUUGGCACUGGUGAUUUUCUGAUCUGCCAAUGUGGAUUGAGCAACUGGCGGAGCGAACAACGCUGCGAAAGCACCUCUGAACCCUGAUGAUGA